AUGUGUGGAUCGCAGUGGGGGACAAGCGGUGCCGUCAUGACGUCUGCGUGUGAAAUGUACCGCCGCGAGUGCAGCGCACUUCACAUUCCGCCAAACAGUGGGUUGCUGCGCAUGCUCCCCGGCGGUAACGCGGAUAUGAGCGGCGUGACUGUGAUGCACUUCGGGCGCAACUUCCUUGGCGACCGCGGCGUCGUGCCGCUGCUCCGCGUGAUUGGGCAGGCCACUGCUCUGCACACUCUGAACCUGCGCGAUAACGGCAUUGGGAACGGCGGCGUCAAGGCCCUCUGCAGCGCGCUGCGGAAACAUCCGUCGCUGAAGGUACUCGAGCUGAGUGGUAACCCCUUUACGUAUCUCGCGGCGCGUCAGUUGGUCCAUCUCUGCGAAGACAGCGGCAGCAUCGCGUUCAUCGGUGUGGAGAACACACUCAUGACGGAAACGCUGAAGGCGAGUAUCGUGCGCCGCCUCCAGGAAGCACUGCGGCGGCGUGAAAGCCGGAAGCGCGCGACGCAAGCAUCACCGAAUGCCGCAGACAGUGCAGCGGCAGCGGCAACACCGCACACGCCUCCCAGACUUGCGGAGGGUGCGGCCGCGUUGCACAGGUUGUCUGCUGGCAGUGCCGUCGACCCCGCGGCGCUGUUCGCGCGCCGGACCCCAAGCGGCCGCUCGACGCACAAUGACAGCAGCGGGGAGGUGGCGAGCACGGGGAACCGCGACGUGGCGCUGGAGAGCU
This is a messenger RNA of Trypanosoma grayi, 730 nucleotides long. Its product is annotated as putative calpain-like cysteine peptidase. The transcript has a single exon. Lineage: Eukaryota; Euglenozoa; Kinetoplastea; Trypanosomatida; Trypanosomatidae. The annotation marks the transcript as partial. Gene Ontology annotation, cellular component: nucleus; perinuclear region of cytoplasm; cytosol. Gene Ontology annotation, molecular function: small GTPase binding; GTPase activator activity. The record is from RefSeq and is a predicted model, not a curated record. Gene Ontology annotation, biological process: nucleocytoplasmic transport; activation of GTPase activity.